Molecule: messenger RNA, 2070 nt
Organism: Pyrus x bretschneideri (Chinese white pear)
Lineage: Eukaryota; Viridiplantae; Streptophyta; Magnoliopsida; Rosales; Rosaceae
Product: squalene monooxygenase SE1
Biological process (GO): sterol biosynthetic process
Cellular component (GO): endoplasmic reticulum; membrane
Molecular function (GO): squalene monooxygenase activity; flavin adenine dinucleotide binding
Source: RefSeq, a predicted model, not a curated record
CACAUCCCUCAUCAUCUACCUCCAAUCUCUCUCUCCUCCCAUAAUUCUAAAACCAGAACCAGAACCAGAAGAAAGCCCAACAUUACUAGUUGCACCCACUCCCGCAUUUCUUCAUCUGGAUCGCCGGCUUCUCCAUCUGGGCCUUCUUCUUCUCAUCUGGGUCUUCUUCUUUCUCAUCUGCGUCUUCUUCUAAGAUGGCGGCAACUGUGGCGGUUGAUCCGUACAUUCUCUGGACCUUCUUCGCCUCCCUCUUAGGCUUUCUCGCUCUCUCUGUUCUCCGUCGCCGGAAUUCCGGCUAUGCCAAGAGCAAUGCUCAGAAGAACAAGAGUAAUUCGACGAUCGUUCAGGAUAAAAGCAUCAACAGCUCUGACGACGGAGAAUUCCCCCCAAUUCACGGCUCUGGCACCGAUGUAAUAGUCAUCGGCGCCGGCGUUGCUGGCGCUGCUCUCGCCCUUACCCUCGCCAAGGAGGGAAGACAUGUUCAUGUGAUUGAAAGAGACUUGACGGAGCCAGAUCGAAUCGUCGGCGAGCUGCUCCAGCCAGGAGGGUACCUCAAAUUGAUUGAGUUGGGUCUUGAAGAUUGUGUGGAGGAAAUCGAUGCUCAGCGAGUGGUCGGUUAUGUUCUUUUUAAGGAUGGGAAGAACACUCGGCUGACCUAUCCUCUGGAACAGUUCCACUCCAAUGUGGCGGGGAGAAGUUUCCACAAUGGCCGAUUCAUACAGAGGAUGAGGGAAAAAGCUGCAAAGCUUCCCAAUGUACAACUGGAGCAAGGUACUGUAACGUCCCUGCUUGAAGUAAAUGGGACAAUUAAGGGUGUUCGAUACAAAACCAAGGAUCGUCAAGAACUUCAAGCGCACGCUCCUCUUACGAUUGUUUGUGAUGGUUGCUUCUCAAAUCUGCGCCGCACUCUUUGCAAGCCUCAGCUUGAAGUGCCCUCUUGGUUCGUGGGAUUAAUCUUGGAAAAUUGCAAACUCCCAUUUGCAAAUCAUGGGCAUGUUAUUCUAGCGGAUCCCUCUCCGAUCCUGUUUUAUCAAAUCAGCAGUACAGAGGUCCGCUGUUUGGUCGAUGUGCCCGGCCAAAGGGUACCUCCCAUUGCCAAUGGUGCAAUGGCUAACUACUUGAAGACUGUGGUGGCUCCACAGGUUCCACCAGAACUUCAUGAUGCCUUCGUUGCUGCAAUUGAUAAGGGAAAUAUUAGAACAAUGCCAAACAAAAGCAUGCCAGCUAAUCCACAGCCAACUCCAGGAGCCCUUUUGCUGGGUGACUCUUUCAAUAUGCGCCAUCCUUUAACCGGCGGAGGAAUGACUGUGGCACUUUCUGAUAUUGUUGUACUCAGGGAUCUUCUUAAGCCUCUGCGGAACCUACAUGAUGCAGCUUCGUUGUGCACAUACCUAGAAUCCUUUUAUACCUUGCGCAAGCCGGUUGCAUCUACGAUAAAUACCUUGGCAGGUGCCCUAUACAAAGUGUUCUGCUCCCCUGAUGAAGCAAGGACGGAGAUGCGCCAAGCUUGUUUUGACUAUCUAAGCCUUGGAGGUGCCUGUUCAACUGGACCAGUGGCUUUGCUCUCUGGUCUAAAUCCUCGUCCGUUGAAUUUAGUUCUUCAUUUUUUUGCUGUGGCGGUAUACGGUGUUGGUCGUUUGCUACUACCAUUUCCUUCACCGAGACGCGUGUGGAUUGGAGCUAGAUUACUUUUGAGUGCUUCUGGUAUAAUAUUCCUCAUCAAGGCUGAAGGAGUGAGACAGAUGUUCUUUCCAGCUACUAUUCCAGCUUAUCAUAGAGCUCCUCCUGCCGAGUAAGCUACAGAAAAUGAUGGGGGAGGGCAAGGCAGUGGCAUGCUUCAGACUUGUUGCUGUCAAGAGUCGAGAUAAACCAGUCAGUACCUGCAAAUUCUUUCUUGUUGACGAUAGAUAAAGAGGAAAUCCAAUUGUAUUUUCCCUAAUGAAUUGUAACAUUAUUGCCAAAUUUGUAUAUCUUAUAGUGGUAUGGCUAGAAAAAAGAAAUGUAAAAGUAUAUGUGAGAUGUUCGAAUUGAAAACAAUAUGAAGAAAUAUACGUUACAUAUUUUGUGUUA